Molecule: messenger RNA, 375 nt
Organism: Trifolium pratense (red clover)
Lineage: Eukaryota; Viridiplantae; Streptophyta; Magnoliopsida; Fabales; Fabaceae
Exons: 1
Coding region: 1-375 (124 amino acids)
Source: RefSeq, a predicted model, not a curated record
AUGUUGAAAAAAAGCAAAAGGGUAUGUUUUAGUCCUAAUGAUGUCAAUGAGAAACCAACCAUUUUUCUAAAGCAUGGAUACUGCAGCAAAGUGUUAAGAAACAGGAAGAGGCUAAUUGGAACUUGGACUUUCAGAUUUCGCUGCAGAGAUCCUAUUUUGUCACCGGUUAGAGUCCUAAUGAAGCUUGGAGCAAAGGUAGCAAGUUCUAUAAGAGCUGUUUCUUUAAGAAGAUCCUCUAGGAAGGUUUCUUCAUCCACUUUGGUAAGGUCACAUUCCUUAUCAAAUUCAAACCUCACUGAUUCACACCGUGCUAAAGCUGUAGAAGAUUGCAUUGAGUUCUUGCAUUCUUCUUCCUCUAGAGAGGUUCCUAGUUGA